AUGAUUCUCAGCGGCGUCGAAAUCGUCACCCGCCACCUGGUCCGCAACCUGCGACACGUCGCCCAGCAGCAGCAGCCAUGCGGCGUCGACCUCACUCUCCGCCAGGUUUCCAAAUGGACCUCAGCGGCCACGAUUGACUUUGACAAUACCAAGCGCCAGGCGGCCAAAAUUUCGAACCUGCCCUUUGACCGUGCCAGCCACACGAUUACCCUGCAACCGGGGGCCUACUUGAUUGAUUUCAACGAGACGGUGCAGGUGCCGCGGAAUUGCAUGGCGAGUGUUUUUGUGAGGUCGUCGUUGUGGCGGUCUGGGGUGGGAAUGGUCACUGGUGUGGUUGAUGCGGGAUAUGAAGGUGCUAUGGGCGCGUUGUUGGAUGUGAGGAAUCCUAAUGGUGUUGUGUUUUAUCGAGAUGCAAAGCUUGCGCAGAUUGUGUUUCAGGAAAUGGAGGGAAUGGUGGAGGGAUACAGUGGAAUCUAUCAGUCGUCACAAAGCAGUGUGGGAUGCAGUGGGACAGAAAAGGUGCAGUGUGAUACGCAUCCAGGUGCCGACAGCUCUACGACCAGGCCACCUAGUGUGCCUGGGCUCCGGGGUGAGCAAUCGUUAGUCUCGGGAUUAAGCUUGCCUGCACGGCACCCGCCAUCAAGUAAGCAACAUCAGCUCUCGAGACCUCGCAUCCAGUUUCUUCCAUCCCAUCAACUGUUUGAUCCGCCCUGUUCUCACCCCAUCGCUAUCGCAUUGACAUUUUCAUCACUUGCGCAUAUACCAAGUCGAAAUUGUUGUCCCAAUUGUCUUGAUUUCGAGCCUCAUACUGCUUGUUUACCCUUCUCAACCAACCUGUUCCAACUAUUUUGGCAAAAACUACAAACAUUCCCCGCUCUUGAGACGGAAGGGAAAGAAAACGCGUCAACCGCCAAAGCCGAAGAUCCCACCGAAGUAAACGGCAACGCAGCGCAACCCGCCGAGGAAAAAGAUACGCCUGAAGCGGACAGCGAAAAGGCCGCCGGCGACAAACGCGAUCACGACGAGGCUGGCCCUGCUGCGGAGGCGGAAACGUCUACUGGACAGCAGCCCCCAGGGAAGAAGCAAAAGACCAAAACACAAAAGGAGCCUGAGGCCGAAUCCGAGACAGUUGCCAACAAUGCAGAAGCCGCAAAUGGCGCGAAGAAGAGAGGACCCGGUCGGCCGAAAAAGGGCGAAGCGAAGAAACCCCAGAAGACGCCGACGCCAAGGAGUGCCGAUGGCAUUGGAAGCAGGACUCGAAGCCGAACCAAGGCUUGA
Molecule: messenger RNA, 1278 nt
Organism: Uncinocarpus reesii 1704
Lineage: Eukaryota; Fungi; Ascomycota; Eurotiomycetes; Onygenales; Onygenaceae
Exons: 3
Coding region: 1-1278 (425 amino acids)
Source: RefSeq, a predicted model, not a curated record